Messenger RNA from Physella acuta, 4665 nucleotides. Its product is annotated as cyclic AMP-dependent transcription factor ATF-6 alpha. Gene Ontology annotation, biological process: regulation of transcription by RNA polymerase II; endoplasmic reticulum unfolded protein response. The record is from RefSeq and is a predicted model, not a curated record. NCBI's taxonomy places the organism in Eukaryota, Metazoa, Mollusca, Gastropoda, Physidae. Gene Ontology annotation, cellular component: nucleus. Gene Ontology annotation, molecular function: DNA-binding transcription factor activity, RNA polymerase II-specific; RNA polymerase II cis-regulatory region sequence-specific DNA binding.
UUCGUUGCACAUUGUUUCAUGACGUUGUUAAAUUCAUCUUUCAGAAACCGUUUGCCUGCCUUAGGAAACGUUUCGUAGUCUUCAGUUUCUCUGCGUACUGUUGCGGUGAGCAGUUUCUUCGCCAGAAUGUCAUGAAAUAAACGCUAACAUAAAAACAAGAACGAUUUAUUUAUGUGCGAAACAAUCUUUUCCAAAUCUCUUCAAGUGUCGUGUCGGCCUUUGUGAGCAAGUAGAACCAGAACAAGACCGUCGAGGUUCUGUUAGUGCCCAGUUAUGUCUGCUCGCUCACAUCAUACCGUUAUUUUGAUGGAUGGCUAUGACGACGGUAUGGAUAAAGAUCCUAAAGAGCUGUACCUGACAGAUCUGGUCAGUGGCAAAGAUGCGUCCUCGUCAUCUGACUCUGGGAUAUCUACAUUAGAUGAUUUCCAAGACAUAGCCAAUGUGACGGACCUCCAUAGUUUUUUGGAUGGAGAGUUGAAAGACCUUGACUUUGGUUUAGACUUCUCAUUGACUAAGCUGGAACAGGAUGAUGUGUUUGAUUCAGAACUACUAGUGAAGAGAGAGCCCAAGUCUCCCUCACCAACACUAAGUAUUCAAUCAGGUUCUGAUGGCUACUGUCCUCAGCAGCAACCGUUGUCACCAGACUUCUUCAACUACCAGAAUGACAUCAGCAUUAAGGACGAGAGGACUCACAUGAUUCUACCAACAUGCUACACCCACCACAGCUACGACACUGAAGAACAUUAUGCACCAAGCCCGUCCUCCUUCCCACAAGAGACCUACAUCAUUGAAGCUGCUUGCUCGCCUUCUCCCAGUAUGUCCCCGUCUUCACCAUCAUCCCCUUACCAAUCCCCAUCCUCCCCACCACUCUUCCCUACCUACCUACCCAAUGUCAAGAAAGAGACAUCAAGCCCCAGCGCAGGUCACAUGCAGCCGCCUGUCUCCCCGCCGGCAGCUCAACAGAGAUACAUUGUGAUGCCCAGUCUAGCGCCAGUGAAAAGAGACUCCACGCCAGGUGUAACAAUCAUCACAUCCCAGCCAAACAUUGUCAUACAGCAAGGGAACGAAGCCAAGCUCACCACUGCCUUUAACAUAGACACCAUCUUAAAUAGUAAAAUUAAGAUUCAGCCCAAACCUGGAUCAGAGUCCAUCAGUCCACCAGCAGGUCUUCAGUGGAUUACAACCACAUCCAGUCAGGUGCCUUAUACAACCCAGUCCAUCCCUAUCAUUUCAUCCUCAUCUAUAGUAUCAGGUGUUGUCCCAGCUAUUGCUGAUGAAAAAUCAUUAAAACGAGCACAGCGGAUAAUAAAGAAUCGUGAAUCUGCUAGCUUAUCUAGAAAACGCAAGAAAGAGUACCUAAGCAGCUUGGAAGAAAGAUUGCAACAGUGCAAAGAUGAAAAUGAUAGGUUACUCAAAGAAAAUGAUACUCUCAGAAGACAAGUGGAAGUUCUACAAAAAGAGAAUGUUACACUGAAACAUCCCAGUGGGAUAAGUCCUGCCAAAAAGUUGUGCCUGCUGUGUUUUGGUCUACUUCUGACUCUCAAUCUAUCUCAAAUAAGCUUUAUGAACAAUAUAAAUACACUAAACUCUCAGCCUGGGCUUGGGGGAGGCCAGGUGAGAACUGGGCGCCACCUGCUGUCAGUAGCAGAUGAUAUAAACGUGCAAAAGUUAACUUAUGGAGGUGGUAGGAAUGACAACUGGCCGCCCACUCUGCUCAUGAGGUUAGAUGAAGAACUGAUUCUACUGGCUGAGAAACUGAACAUCACUGAAAGAUUAGGCAACAUGUGUCCCAUGUAUUUUAACUCCACUGAAUCUGUCAGGUUAGCUGAGCAGCUCAGAGGUUGGAUGAUCAGUCAAGAAGAAGAGAAAAAGAAAAAUAAGGAGAAGAAAAGACAAAAGAAAAAGAAAGACUACCCUCCAAUCAAAAAAUUUGGUACAGAUUCAUUUAAAAGCUAUACCCAAGCUGUUAGGAACAGUGAAGUUAAUGGUCCCUCGGUUAAAGGAAAUAAUUAUCCAAUCCAAAUUUUUAGUGGUGCCUAUGACUCAAGACAGCAACUGCUAAAUGCUAUCCCAAGAAGAAACGAUACAUUUUAUGUGCUCUCUUUUAGUACUGACUACUUCCUAGUACCAGCUACAGCACACAACAAGACCAUGCGACCCAGAAUGUCCCUUCUCAUGCCAGUAGUUAACCCAUCAAUCAACGAGAGCACUGGCCAGACACAGAACAGCAUUGGCAUGAUGCAGAUUGAUUGUGAAAUCCUGAACACUAAUCUCAUCCAAGUUCAACGUUCUGCUUUUCCUGAGGAUAACUUGUUUAACUCAACAGCCUAUGACAGUAAUCACAAACAGAACAGCACUAACAACAAUCAUGAGAACAACAUCCAUGGCCAGAAGCAAGAGAAACAAAAUAAAUACUGGGAUCGACUGAGGAAUUCAAAUAAACGAUAAAUUCCCACGUUAAAUUUUUUAAAGACAUGUUCCUGUUUAUUCAACUUUGGUUUAUUUUUUUAAAACUGCCCUUUUUUUUGAAAAUCAGUGGAUUCUUAUGUUUUAAACUUGCCAUUUGUUUUUUUGUUUUGGUAAUCAUUUUUAUGACAUUUGAGUUAUAUUGUUACAAAGUCCCAUAUAAUUGUAAAUAUGUAAAUAAGUCAAGGUGAUAGUCGUGAAAUCUACAAAUUAUAUCUUAUAUUUAUUAUAGUGAAAUAGAUGUCUGUUGUGGAUUUUUAAAUUGACUUAACAGAACAAUUAGUCGACAUUGACUUAUUUAAUAUUCUAAACUUGAGAAAUCAACUGAUAAUUAUACUGUUGUCAGUAAUAGAAGUAUACAUUUUCUACUUUACAAGCUUUUACCUUUAUUUGAACCUGUGUAAGAAUACAGAGCUUUAGUUCACUUCCUAAAAAAAUUUGCUGGACAAAUUAGUAUUUAAAACUUGUUUUAUAUAAACCGCAGCACAACUUUUGGAAUAGCUAACAGCCUAGGAUAUUUUGUUAAUAUCUAAACAAUGUGUGACAAGUAUGAAGUAGAUCUGUCUCACUAUGUUAAAUGUUUGUGAUAAAAUUUACUUUUCUGAGCUGAUAACUGUUAGCUUAUUUAUUGUUUAGGCUUGUGUCUGUAUCCUGACAAAGUUGUAUUAUUUUUAGUAAUGGACAUGUGUGUGAUGUUUUAUGUACAUUUUCAAAAGAAAUGUAGAACGUUUAAAGAAAUCAGGAAUCUCACAUAGACUUGAAGCCUCAUUCAGCCUUGCUGCAUCAUUUGUCUAAGCAACAUUCCACUGUGGUAGUGUUCGCAGAACUAAUUCAUGUAAACCAUUUAUGUUCAAGUGCCCUAUUGGGACCAUUGGUGGUUGUAACAGGUGAAUCAUUUUUUUUUACUUAUGAAAGACUGUUUCUAUUUAUCAUCGUUUGGUAAUGUAUGUUAACGUCAGUGUAAUGUUAUAGAUCCAAAGUAGAUUUUUUUUUACUACUGAACUCAGUUAAGUAUUUUAUAAAUGACAUUUUCAUGUAGUAUGAUGUAUUCAUUGAAUACUCAUUCAUUAUUUUGCUUUUCUAUGCACCUAGGCUGUUUUAUUAUUUAUCCAAUUUUAAAUGUUGAAUGCUUUGUUAUUUUAAUGUGGCCACCUCCCACCAUAUGACAUAUAAACUACUUUGUGCUAGAUACCAUAUCACUUUGUCGUGGUCAACUAGCUUAAAAUGGCAUAUGUCAAGUGAGUUCAAAGGCAACCUAUUUUAUUGGGAUUGCCGCUUUGAGUCGUGGUCAUUUUUUUUGUGAGUUUUGGACUACAGUACUUUGUAUCUGUUAAAGCCUUAGUGUUGUAUAGUUAAUUUAAUAUAACUUAUUUGUGAUUUGCAUAAAAUGAGAUGACUAAUGUAUUUCUACAAGGUAGAUAAAUACUAGACCUUGGCUUAGUUUGCUUAAUUGAAAUAAUUAGCAGUUAUUUGUAAAACUAAUUUCAAUGCAAGUAAAAAAAAAAAUUGUGUGCCAAAGUGUUGUUUUUAGAAUAAACCAUCUUCAUUUUUUAAAAAAUUUCAGUUAUGAAUGUUGAACAUUCACUCACCCAUGUGAAGUUUGUAAAAAAAUUUUUAAAAAAGUGUUUGUCAGCAACUUGCAUUUAUCUGGUGUUUUUUCUCCAAUCUUACAAUGGUUACAAAGUGAUCACUUUAAAGAUAAAUUGAAAAAAUUAUAGCUGUAAAAUUUUAAUAACUUGCUAUAUUUCAUAAACUUCAAUUGUAAAUAUCUAAUCUAAUACAACAUGCAUAAUAAAUGUACUCUUAUAAACAGCAUCAAUCAUUUGAGGAUUUUGCAUAAAAAAUUACAGGAGAACUAAAAUCUUGAUGGUAAAAAAAUAGAUAGAAAAAGCAUCAUUAUUUUUGGAAAUAGUGUCACUGCCCUAAAAUUGACUGAAGAAUUUAGCAGCUCCACACAAUAUGCAGGGUGAUGCAAAAAAAUUAUAACAUUUAUGUUCUGUCUUUCUAGUUUUAAGUCUUCAGUUUUUUUUUAAAGUGCAAAACCUUCAGUCAAGUUAUCCUUCAAUUUUUGUGAAACAUUUUUGUGGUUCAGUAUCUGUAUUGUAUUUUAAUUGCAUUUAACGUUAACUCUCAAUUUUUUUUCUCCUUCAUAUUGUAAUGCUUAUGAAUUUUAACUUAAUAAAAACUAUUUUUACAACU